This is a messenger RNA of Pseudophryne corroboree (corroboree frog), 1304 nucleotides long. It is a transcript of the gene QDPR, whose product is annotated as quinoid dihydropteridine reductase. Lineage: Eukaryota; Metazoa; Chordata; Amphibia; Anura; Myobatrachidae. Gene Ontology annotation, biological process: tetrahydrobiopterin biosynthetic process; L-phenylalanine catabolic process. The transcript is spliced from 7 exons. Gene Ontology annotation, cellular component: cytoplasm. Gene Ontology annotation, molecular function: NADH binding; NADPH binding; 6,7-dihydropteridine reductase activity. The record is from RefSeq and is a predicted model, not a curated record. Bases 168 to 893 code for a protein of 241 amino acids.
CUGUAAAUGAACUUGGCAGCAGCCGGUAGCAGGCAAUAAGAAUCUGGCACGUCACACGGUGACGUCGGUGGGGGCGGGGCCCAGCACUGGUUUCUCUCUGUAUUGCAUGACAGGAGUACUAGUUGCUGCUGAUCAGAGGCAGAUCUCUAUCACACAGGCUGUGCAGGAUGGCUGCUGUCGCUGAGGUGCAGAGAGUGCUGGUGUAUGGAGGCAGAGGAGCUCUGGGCUCCAAGUGUGUGGACUACUUCACAUCCAAGAACUGGUGGGUUGCAUCUAUAGAUGUGACGGAGAAUGCGUCUGCCAGUGCUAAUGUGGUGGUAAAGCUGUCCGAUUCUUUCACUCAGCAAUCGGAAGAGGUGACCACAGCAGUGGAUCAGCUUCUCAGUGGUCAGAAGGUGGAUGCAAUCCUCUGUGUGGCUGGAGGCUGGGCUGGAGGCUCUGCAAAAGCAAAAUCAUUUUACAAGAACUGUGAUCUGAUGUGGAAACAGAGCGUUUGGACUUCAGCCAUUUCCAGUCACCUCGCUACAAAGCAUCUUAAAGAAGGAGGCCUGCUCACAUUGUCCGGGGCACAAGCCGCACUAUCUGCUACCCCAGGAAUGAGUGCUUAUGGAAUGGCUAAAGCGGCAGUGCAUCAGCUGUGUCAGAGUGUCGGCGGAGACAAGGGCGGAUUGCCGGUUAAUUCUGCUGCGGUAGCUAUCUUACCUGUUACCUUGGAUACGCCAGCUAACAGAGCCUCCAUGCCUGAAGCAGACUUCACUUCCUGGACAUCAUUAGACUUUAUUGCUGAGACAUUUUUUAACUGGACCACUGGAAAUAACAGGCCGAAGUCUGGCAGUCUCAUACAGGUGAUCACAAAGAAAGGGAAAACGGAGCUUGUACCGGCUCAGCUGUAAGAUGGGAUUGCAUCCUCUGCGUUGGGAGAGUCUGAAGCUAUAUGCUGCCUCGUUAGCAUUUAGAUUUUAUCCCAUUGAUCCUUUGCAAUAGUUGAAUUUCUAUUGAUUUGUUUCUGACAGACCUGGGAUAUGUACAGUUUAUCUAAUUCCAUGCAUAUUAGGUAUAUGUAGUCUAGUCAAUUCAGUUUAUACUACAUUUUUAUGUAAAUUCGUAUGGGUCGGUGGAUAGACCUAAUGCAUGUCGACCUUCAGUGGUCGACAUAUUGACUGCCGACCUAAGCUGUGUCGACCUAACAACCAUAUCCCAUUCAUAUUAUAGGGUUUAUUUUACAGUGUGAAGUUGUUAAGAACACCUGGCAUGUAUUGCUUAAAAUGUGUUUUGAAUAAACCUGUUCCCUCGGCCUUAAAGAA